UAAUCUGGCUAUUCAACGUAUGCAUUCUCGCACACGGCCCGUGUAGUCCUUCCAGCGCCGAAUUUAUGCCUGCUCAAGGCACCCACGAGUGCAGUGGCUUAUGACCAUCCAUACAACUUCAUAGGGCGAUUUCUGGGCUCCCCAAUCGGAUAAUCUUGUUUCUAUGUCAUCUAUUAUCCCGACCCUCACGGUAGGUAAACUCAUGUAUAUAACACCUGAGCACUUGUGUGAAAUGCUUACACAAAAUGGCCCUCUUGCUAAUUUUGUGGCUUCUCCUCGCUCUCGCGCCCCUCUUGCGAGUCCACUCGCUUAAUUACUAUGGUGCUGACUUCUCUUCCCUGGUCAAUUUGGAGAACUCUGGUAUUUCCUAUUCGGAUGGUGGGAGCAAGAAAGCUUUCGAAGAUAUUCUUGCCGAUCAUGGGGCCAAUAUUGCACGGAUCCGAAUUUGGACUAGUGAAAGCGAUUCUGAGUACAGUCUGGAUUAUGGUCUCUCCUUGGCGCGCAGAGCGGUAGAUGCAGGAAUGGCUUUGCUGAUUGACCUUCACUACAGUGAUACAUGGGCGGAUCCCUCAAAACAGGCCAUUCCUUCUGCGUGGUCCCAAGAUUUAAGUUCUCUGAAUACCGAAAUAUGGCAAUACACAUUGGAUUUGGUCAACGCAUUCACGGAUCAGGGAACCCCCAUUGAUUUCAUUCAGACCGGUAACGAAAUCAAUGGCGGCUUUUUGUGGCCAACAGGACAAGUUUCGAAAAAUGGUUACGAGCCUCUGUCUGAGCUUUUGCACUCUGCAGUUAAUGCUGUCCGUCAAGCAUCACCAUCGACAAAAACAGUCAUUCAUCUCGCGAAUGGAUGGGACCAGGACAGCGUAUUAUACUUCUACGAAUACGUCCUUGACUUCCAGGGUAAUCUGGAGCUCGAUGACAUUGAUGUCAUGGCCUUCUCGAUGUAUCCUUUCUAUGAUUCGGGCGCCACACUAUCUGCCUUGCAGUCUAGUCUUAAACAAGUCGUCUCUACAUACGGCAAGGACGUGAUGAUCGUCGAGACCGACUGGCCAGUCCAAUGCUCUGGAGUUACGUUGACUGAAAGCAUUGCUGUAUCUGUGAAAGGGCAGGAAACCUGGAUGUCCGACCUUGAGAGCAUUAUAGAUGGACUUUCUGGUGGCCACGGAAUAGGUCUUUUUUACUGGGAACCGGGCUGGAUCGGUAACGCAGGCCUUGGCUCUAGCUGUGCGGAUAACCUUCUAGUAGAUAGUUCAGGUAAAACGCGGGAUUCAAUUGAUAUAUUCGCCAGCUAGGCGUAUACUGUAUGUAUAUAACGUUGGUUGUUUCGAGUCGGCCCGGCCGGCAACAACCGAAGUUCCUUUGAGAUUGUUCCUCUUGCGCUCACUGUUUCCUGUACAAUUCUGCCAAAGGCCCAGCUUUCGAUUCUGUUUCAAUCAUCAAAAAUAAGGUUUUGUGGGUGUUGUCAAGGUAUUGAUG
Molecule: messenger RNA, 1476 nt
Organism: Desarmillaria tabescens
Lineage: Eukaryota; Fungi; Basidiomycota; Agaricomycetes; Agaricales; Physalacriaceae
Product: arabinogalactan endo-1,4-beta-galactosidase
Exons: 8
Coding region: 246-1292 (348 amino acids)
Biological process (GO): pectin catabolic process
Molecular function (GO): glucosidase activity
Source: RefSeq, a predicted model, not a curated record